GAAGAGCCGGAAGAGAUGAAAGACCUUUCCUACUACGAGGCGCUGUCGGACGCGGAGUUCAACGAGCUGCCCAUGGAGAUCGUCGAGCUGGUGGCCAGCAAGAUGCUGGAGGCCGGGAAGGAGCCGCGGAUGAUCCACUGGGGAAGGUAUGCCGACGAUCGGCCAAAGCUCACGGACCAUCAGGCUCGCGCCGUGAAGGACUUCGAGUACUACUCACAGGCCUUCGUGCGCCUGCUCUCGAAUCGGGAGUUGCUGGCCAAG
Molecule: messenger RNA, 261 nt
Organism: Symbiodinium sp. CCMP2456
Lineage: Eukaryota; Dinophyceae; Suessiales; Symbiodiniaceae
Source: the annotation of a GenBank genome assembly